Messenger RNA from Trichophyton rubrum CBS 118892, 720 nucleotides. RefSeq lists its product as uncharacterized. NCBI's taxonomy places the organism in Eukaryota, Fungi, Ascomycota, Eurotiomycetes, Onygenales, Arthrodermataceae. The record is from RefSeq and is a predicted model, not a curated record. The transcript has 2 exons. The coding region runs from base 1 to 720 and encodes 239 amino acids.
AUGGCAGAGGAACAAUACGGCUUUGAUGCUCUACAUCCACGCAUUGCAGCCCAAAAAGAACGUCGUGCACGUCUGGCGGCUGCCAGUGCCGUUUUGGAGAAAUCCGAACGAGCUGGCCGCGGGGAAAGCGGUGCCGAAGACGAUCUUUCUCUCGACGUGGAUCGUGAUAGUGACGGCGAUGGCGAUGUUAACAUGUCUGGCAUGGGCACUCACACACCAAACGGCACUGGAACUGAGGAAGCUACCGCCGCCUCCAAUCCCAAUGGUGAAGUAAAAAAGACUCGUCGACGCAAAAUCGAGGAAUACGAUCGUGACGACCCCUUUGUUGAUGACAGCGAGUUAAUCUGGGAAGAGCAGGCAGCAGCUUGCAAAGACGGAUUUUUUGUUUACUCCGGGCUUCUAGUUCAGGAGGGCGACAAGGUUUCUGUUGAGAAAGCCGAUGGAACUACCAAACGAGGUCGUGGCCGACGUGGUGGCGCAAGUGGCACCACCCAUGGAAACUCUGGUACAUCAUCUCGCGGUCGUGGUGGACACGCCGGUAGCAGUUCAACCACGAACCACCCCAACGGCGAUGGUGCUACAGCUGGUAAAUCAGGGACUGGCCGCGGCGGCGCCAGAAAACCGCGAAUCACCAAAGCCGACCGAAUUCAGAUGGAGAAAGAAAAAGUCGAGAGAGAAAAGAUGGCCAUUGGCCUCUCUGGGAAAGCCGCUGCAAAGUAA